CAUUAGAAUUGUGUAGAGCGGGCUAAAAUAUUGCCGAAAAUCGCUAUAAAAUUAAAUUUUCAUUCCUUUUCUACUAAGUAAUUGAAUUUAAAGUGUGUGAAAUCUUUUUGUGAAUAAAAUAUUUGUGAAAUAAUCGUCCAUAUUAGCGACAAUAAGCUAUAAUUAUUGCCGGAAAGUGGAAACAUCUUUAGAUCGAUACAGCGAAUCUUUGGAAGAAUCCUUCCUUGCAUAAAAUAUUCGUCAACAAAGAUAUGAGAUAACGUGCAAAAAUGUCAUUAGAAAGAGAUAACUUGGGCAUGAUGCCCAUUCCAACAACAGGAUCUGUGGACCCUCGAUCACAGUUAUUACAAGAGAUGCGGGAGCAGAACUUUGACAUGAUAAGAUUUGCUUCCUACAGGACAGCUUGCAAACUUCGAUAUGUCCAGAAAAAAUGCAAUUUACAUGCAAUAGAUAUUUGGAAUGUCAUAGAAGCAUUCCGGGAAAAUGCAUUAAACACACUAGAGCCCAAUGCUUGUGUUAAUGUAACGAGAUUAGAGACACUUGUGUCAUCUUUGUACCACAAUUUGAAUAAAAGAUUACCACCAGUUAAUCAAGUGUCCGUAGAAGCAUGUUCCGCUCUGCUCUUGAACUGGCUGUUGUCAGCUUAUAGUACUGGUGAAAACGUAGGAAAGAUACGCGUUUUCUCCAUCAAGGUUGCGUUGGCUACUAUGUGUGCUGGGAAACUUAUGGACAAGUUAAGAUAUAUCUUCUCCCAGUUGUCUGAUGGCAAUGGUCAUUUGCUGAUGAAGCGUUUGUCGGAUUACCUCAGGGAGGUACUGGCUCUUCCUGCUGCUGUCUACGAAUCCCCUUCCUUCAGUUAUAAUGACAGUCUGGCCUUGUCCAUAUUUAACCAGAACAACAAAGUAACUGUGAAUGAUUUCCUGGAUACACUAAUGUCGGACCCCGGCCCGCCCUGCCUCGUCUGGCUGCCUCUCUUACAUCGACUGGCGAGCGUCGAAAAUGUGGUACACCCGCUGGCCUGCAGCGUAUGCCGCCGUGGGUCCCUGACGGGUUUUCGAUACCGGUGUACGAGGUGUGCUGCGUACACGUUGUGCCAGGACUGCUUCUGGAGAGGGCAUGUCACACCCCCUCACACCAAUGAGCACGAGGUUAAGGAGUACGCAACUUAUAAAUCCCCUUCCAAGCAAAUAGGUGCGACGCUCCGUAAGUCCUUCCGUUGCGUCCCAGAGAGGGCGCGCGCUCCUUUACCGAGGUAUCCCGACCAACCCGAACGUACCCUCAACCUCAGCCAUAUUGUUCCGCCAUCCCCGGUCCCGGCACACAAUGGAUUCCCGGAAUACGGUCCGGGAUACGUCAACACAGGCUCUCUGGAUAGUCGCUCUUCGAGAUCUACACAUAGAAGUAUAGCAGAUCAUCUCUCUCGUGGCGUAGAUGAUGAACACAGGUUGAUAGCGAGGUACGCGGCCCGAUUGGCUCACGAAAAUCGGACAAUGCCUCGUGCAGGCAGAUCGGCAUCUUUAACUCCAGAAUUGGGUCGUUCAUCUUCAGAAGGUUCAGAGGUAGACGCAGCCCGGCAGCAACGUGAAUUAAUAUCACAACUCGAAGCCAAAAAUAGAGAGAUUAUGAGGGAAAUUGCCAGGCUAAGACGUCAACAAGAAGCAGAGACAUGCUCCAACACCGGUUCAGCCCCGCCCUUGGUGUCGGAGUUACGGGCUUUGAGGCAGAGGAAAGACGAGUUGGAAGGACAUCUCUCCUCUUUGCAGGAAUCCCGGAAGCAUCUCAUGCAUCAGUUGGAAGGUCUCAUGAGGAUGUUGAAGACCCAACAAUCUUCACCCAGAUCUACGCCGAAUUCGUCGCCUCGAUCGACCAAAAGUCCUCCAUUACCUGGAUCACAGCCUUCGGCGCCUCAAGAAAGAGAUUCCACACCACGUGGUACAGUCCGUAGCGCGCCGCAAACGCCAUCUCUUGGUGAAAGGGAACGAAUUGACAUGACGCAUAGCUUAGGUGGUAUGGAUAGUAUGAGCAAUGAGAAUAGAGGCUUUCAUCAAAACCAAAGACCCACCACGAUGGGCAUAGACAAUAGAAGUCUUCGUAGUGAUCUAUUGUACGCGGCCGAUUCGGUUACAAAUGCAAUGUCAACUUUAGUGAGGGAACUCAAUUCGGAGGGUUCUGACGCUGAAGAAAAUGUCAAAGGAAAUAUGGACGCUAGGAAACGGAGAGAUUUUGAGGAAGAUGAGGACAGUGAUGAACCAAUGCCGAGACCGCAGUUGCCCAGGCAUUAUAUACACGAUAACAAUGUUCAGGACACACCUCCGCCUCUACCAGCUCGCACGGGCCACUAUUACCCAAGAACAUAGCUUAAGACAUAGUAUAUCUGUAUCGUGAUAAGUUAACGGAUUUGUUAUCUUAGAUGAAAUAUUAUAUAGUUACGUAUAUCUUCAUAACUUUUAAAUUAAAAUGGAAACUGUUUGUCCCAUAUCCCAUUGGGGCAUAAGUUCUUUCCUACGAUGUCCUAAAUGUCUUACUUAAAUUGGUUUAUGAGUAAUGUAUAAUUGAGAGGUAGUUAGCGGCGAAGCAAAGACAUGUUAAGUUAAUGCAUGUUUACUUUUAACAUAUUAUUUGAUGCCCAUUUUUCGUCAAAUAUAUCAAAACGAAAUGUUAUUUAUUCA
Messenger RNA from Pieris napi, 2669 nucleotides. RefSeq names its product dystrobrevin beta. Bases 270 to 2357 code for a protein of 695 amino acids. Lineage: Eukaryota; Metazoa; Arthropoda; Insecta; Lepidoptera; Pieridae. Gene Ontology annotation, biological process: synaptic signaling. The transcript is spliced from 20 exons. Gene Ontology annotation, cellular component: plasma membrane; synapse. Gene Ontology annotation, molecular function: zinc ion binding. The record is from RefSeq and is a predicted model, not a curated record.